GUGAUUGUUGACCACAGGUUCAGGCAAGGCAACGCCGGGUGUCAUUUUGCUUACUCAGUUGUACCAGCCAAACAGCCCGCACAGCUACCUGACUCCUUCCCUUUCAUCAUCAGUCCCGCCAACAGCGAAGAAUUGAGCGGCGGGAGAUAAGACUCGCAGUGGGCGGAGGGCUGAGCUAUUCUCUCUCUCUCUCUCUCUCUCUCGAUCUCUCGAUGGAGUCUACCAUCUCCAAAUCCCUCGUCAGCACCUUCCCUCUCAAUCCUCUCAUACUCCGCCUCCAUCGCCGCCUCUCCCGGGCCCCGCCGCAGCGCCUCAGCUUCCCCAGCCGCCUCAUUGCUCACCGUCUCAGCUGCAUCUACAGCAACCGCUUCCGCCGGCUUAGCUUCGAUUCUGUACCGGCUCCACCUCCCGCUUCCUCCUCCGUUCACAGCAGGACUCCCGCUGUCCCUUCCAGAAGCCUGCGUUGCAUUUCUAGCUCCUCCUCUCCGUUUGCGUCCGCCGGUGGCAAUGGCGGCGGUUUUGGAGGAGAGAGCGGCGGAGGAGGUGGCGGCGGCGGAGGUGGAUCCGACAGUGGAGACGCAAAGCCAAAACCUGUGGCGGCUGCAGAUGAAGAGGCCUCGGCUCUCCCUUCCAAUGUCAUUAUACUUGAUGUUGGAGGAAUGACGUGUGGAGGAUGUGCGGCGAGCGUGAAGAAGAUCCUAGAAAACCAGCCACAAGUGUCUUCUGCCACAGUCAAUCUCACAACAGAGACAGCGGUUGUAUGGCCUGUAUCUGAAGCCAAGGCUGUGCCUAACUGGCAGAAAGAGUUGGGAGAGGCACUUGCUGAGCAUUUGACUAAUUGCGGCUUCUCAUCUUCUCUCCGAGACGCAAAGGGGGACAACUUCUUCAAGAUUUUCGAGAGGAAGAUGGAGGAAAGGCAUGGGCGCCUGAAAGAAAGCGGUCGGCAGCUGGUGGUCUCAUGGGCAUUAUGUGCAGUUUGCCUCUUAGGGCAUUUCUCUCAUUUUCUGGGGACUAAAACUGCUUGGCUCCAUGUGAUUCAUUCCACAGGCUUCCAUCUCUCCUUAUCACUUUUCACACUAAUUGGCCCUGGGCGUCAACUUAUUGUUGAUGGUGUGAAAAGCCUUUUAAAGGGUGCUCCAAAUAUGAAUACAUUAGUGGGUCUUGGAGCUUUAUCAUCUUUUUCUGUCAGUGCCUUGGCAGCAUUCGUUCCAAAACUGGGUUGGAAGGCCUUCUUCGAGGAACCCAUUAUGCUAAUAGCAUUUGUCUUAUUAGGGAGAAACCUUGAACAGAGAGCGAAAAUUAAAGCCACGAGUGAUAUGACUGGACUUUUGAGCAUUUUACCUUCAAGAGCACGCUUGUUGGUCGGUGGUGAUGAAGAAAAACUGGGCUCAACAGUGGAAGUUCCAUGCAACAGUCUGUCUAUUGGAGAUCGAAUUGUAAUUCUCCCUGGAGACCGCGUGCCUGUGGAUGGAGUUGUGACUGCUGGUAGAAGUACUGUGGACGAGUCUAGUUUCACUGGAGAGCCAUUGCCAGUGACAAAAUUACCUGGGAGUCAAGUUGUUGCGGGAUGCAUUAACCUCAACGGAACUCUAACAGUUGAAGUCCAAAGACCAGGAGGUGAGACUGCCAUGGCAGAUAUAGUUCGUUUGGUGGAAGAAGCUCAGAAUAGGGAAGCUCCUGUACAGCGGCUUGCUGAUAAGGUCUCUGGACAUUUUACAUAUGGAGUGAUGGCACUCUCUGCCGCCACAUUUAUGUUCUGGAACCUGUUUGGUUCACAAGUUCUACCGCCCACUUUUCAUCAAGGAAAUCCACUUUCCCUGGCCUUGCAGCUUUCUUGCAGUGUUCUGGUGAUCGCUUGUCCAUGUGCUCUAGGCUUAGCCACUCCUACGGCUGUGCUUGUUGGGACUUCACUUGGAGCAACAAGAGGAUUGCUUCUACGGGGAGGAGAUAUUUUGGAGAAGUUCUCAAUGGUGAACACUAUUGUGUUUGACAAAACUGGGACCCUGACAGCUGGCAAGCCUGUCGUGACAAAGGUUGUGACUCCUGGAGCCACUGAUCUAAGACAAAAUUCAACUCCUUGGUCAGAGGUUGAAAUUCUCCAGUUAGCUGCUGCAGUUGAAUCAAAUACGGUUCAUCCUGUUGGCAAAGCAAUAAUAGAUGCUGCUCAGGCUUCUAACUGCCCAAAAAUUAAGGUCGUUGAUGGCACAUUCACGGAAGAACCUGGUUCUGGAGCAGUAGCAUUUAUCGAAGACAAAAAAGUCUCUGUUGGAAACUUAGAGUGGAUUCGGAGAAACGGUGUCCACGAGGAUCUAUAUGGGAUGGAGCCCAAAAAUCAAUCUGUUGUCUAUGUUGGAGUAGAUAAUAAUCUUGCUGGUCUCAUAUAUAUUGAGGAUCAGAUAAGAGAAGAUGCAGGGCAAGUUGUAGAGACUUUGGCCCGCUGUGGCAUUGAUGUGUUCAUGCUGUCUGGGGACAAGAAAAGUACUGCUGAAUAUGUUGCCUCAGUUGUUGGGAUUCCUAAAGACAAGGUGCUGUCUGGGGUUAAACCAGAUCAAAAGAAGAGAUUUAUCAGCGGGCUACAGCAAGACCAGAAAAUAGUCGCCAUGGUUGGUGAUGGAAUUAAUGAUGCUGCGGCACUUGCUUCAUCGGAUAUUGGAAUUGCAAUGGGAGGAGGUGUUGGAGCUGCAAGUGAGGUGUCCUCUGUCGUGUUGAUGGGAAAUAGGCUCUCACAGUUGCUCGAUGCUUUGGAACUCAGCAGGCUAACUAUGAAAACCGUGAAGCAAAAUCUUUGGUGGGCCUUUGCGUACAACAUCGUUGGGAUCCCGAUUGCUGCAGGGAUGUUGCUGCCAAUAACAGGGACCAUGCUCAGUCCAUCUAUUGCCGGGGCUCUGAUGGGCUUGAGUUCAGUAGGUGUCAUGGCAAAUUCGCUGCUCCUGCGGCUUAGAUUUUCUUCACCACAGAGGAAUGAGCAUCAGUCAAGUUUGGUCAUCAAAUCUGAUUCGAGCUCUGAUCUCGAAGGCCAAAAGGAGAGGACAGACAAGAGCUUCUCUGGUGCUACGUGGAAAGGAACUUGAUGCAGCAUAUGGAAAUCUGCAUCCUUAACUGCGGGUAGGAACAUAGAAGGUUCAUUCCAAAACUAGGACUUGCCUGGGCUGAUGCCUGAUGGGCAGGCCGAGAACUCAUGCUGAGCGGACCGAUCAAAAUAAACUUAUAUGCCCCAAGCCUUCCCGGAGCCCACAGUCUUUCCAUCACGGUAAAAUUCAUUCUUGGGUGGGGGUGGCGCCUGGCCCCUGGCCCCGUGGCUCAUCUUACAGGGCCGAAUGAGCUUUUACUUUGAACUGAUGUACAAAAGCACACGAUUAAAUUGAUCUUUCUGAUGCUCUAUUCUAGGGUAUCUCCAUCAUCGGAGUAUCAGACCAUUAUAUUGGCUGCA
Messenger RNA from Punica granatum (pomegranate), 3430 nucleotides. Lineage: Eukaryota; Viridiplantae; Streptophyta; Magnoliopsida; Myrtales; Lythraceae. The record is from RefSeq and is a predicted model, not a curated record.